AUGUUAAAAGUGCGGCUGAAGUUCGACCUGCGCAGAGAUGUGGAGGCUGACAUCCGCAGAAAGGAGGCGGCGAUGUGCAGGGUGAAAGACUAUUCUGGAGCAGUGGACAUUUUAAUCCUCAACACUGAGCGAGAUGGAGGCAUCCUUUACUCCUGGAAGGGAUCGACUGGGACCACCAGAGUUGGGAAAUAUGACCCAGGUAUCAAACAGAAUAAACUCCUGUACACAUUUGACAAGGAUGUUUGUGUUAGCAGCUGCUCCCUGAACAAGGAGGAGACGUUGUUAGCUGUCAGCUUAGCACAAAACACCGACGAAGAGGAGCACCUCAAACCAAUAUCCAACUGUCUGACGCUCCUGAUUGAGAUCCAUCCAAUCAACAACACUAAGGUCUUAAAGGCGGUAGACUGCCGGGUCAAAGUGCAGUUCCUUCAUCCGGAAACUGACCGCAGAUCGGUGUAUGAAAGCCACCUGCUGCUCCUGACUGAAGAUGGAUAUGUGGAUCAGUACCACGUUCAGCUGACCAGACAUGAGGGUUACAAAGUGGUGCUGGCCAAUCCCGAGCGUUUGUCCAAGACAGCUGAGCGGGUGGUGGAUGAUUUCUGCUGGGUCCUAUGGGACGUGCACACGCAAAGACUCUACUAUCUAACUCAUGCGGACAAGUUUCUGAUGCGAUGUGUGCAGUUCUACGACCAACGCAAUUGUGAAACAGUGCUGGAGCUCCCAUUAGAGCUGCCUGCCAAUGCUUUCAACACAGUCAAGUUUGUGAACCUCGGUUUUGAUCACCAUCAUGUCGAGAAGCCAGAGCGAGUCAAGAUGGACGUUUUCACAAACAGAUUAGACCGAAGCAUGUGCGUGUGCUACAGUCGACCGGCUCUCGACAAACCGGAGCUCGUCUAUUCUGUGGUUUUAGUUCACAAAGACUGCAGCAAGACUUUUCGGGUCACCUUGGACCAGCCGACACGGGACGCCACGCAGUUCCAUCCGCUUUUCAUCCCUAUUGGUUACUACGUCGUCGUGUAUCUGCACGGCCGAUUCCUGCACUGCAUCAACACCAGGCAGCAGGAGAUGCUCUGCCACUCCCUCUUCCUGUCUGGUGACGAUGCGGACUUGGGCCUACCUUCAAAGUCCGCGAGGUUCUCGGUGCUGCAUGCAGAAGAAGAAGCAAGCACGGCCAUGUUGGACCUGGCGAGCGGGACGAUCAAAGGAGUUCAAUUCAGCACAUCGCACCUUCUUCGGAUUCUACGAUCGGACUUGAGACUCCACAAGAUGGACGACGCUCAACGCCUGGCUGCCCUUCACUGCCUGCUUCUUUCCAGCGAAAAUGACCGAAAUGUGGAGCCGGAGAUUAUUGAGUGGCUGUGCGGCAAUGUCAAAUCUCUGGAGUCCUUCGACCAGAUCCAGGAGUUCAUUCUAGCAUCUUUGUACAAAAUAAGCUACCAGAAAUCCCUAAGCCUUGAUAAACUGCUGCCUUGCUCAUCGGUGUUUGACAGGAAGGAGGUACCAGCGUGCCUAAUGGAGAUCCCUGGUGUGUGUUGCACCACACAGUCGCAUAUCGAGUAUGUCUUUAAAGGGAAGGCCCGGAGUCUCCAGGGUUUCUGGUCUGAGCUGCAGUGGAACACGGAGAGAGCAACCUUUUUUGAUGUGGAUCCCAACCCCAGAUACAAAACCUCCCAUGUUGAGAACUACUGGAGGAAAAUUAUGACUGAGAAUUUGUCCAGCCAAAUGUCUCAUGUGUUGGAGAACACCAAGAGGGUUCUUACUUUAGUGGACACUUGGCAUCUUGACAGAAAGCUGGUGCCCCUUUUUCAGGAGGAAGACAACCAGCAGGGGCUGUUCAUAGGAUUGACUGUAGAGAAGCUGCGAGAGCAUCUGGACAUACACCUGCCUCGACUGAGCAAAAAGAAGAUAGACUCCCUGGUCAUCAACUACGUUGCCAAACAGUUGGACCUGAUCAGACACAUGCUGGAGUCAGUCUGGCUGAAGCACAAGCUGGGCCCUCGUGUUUUAUGCCUAGCACAGCAAGCCAGUCCAGGCGAGUGGGCCGUGUUCCACUUCAUGCUUCGGAUUCUGGAAGCCACUAGGGGUCUCUGCAUGCCCCUCCCACCUGGUUACCACACGCUGCUAACGACGAUGGCUUUGCGCUGCCUCCCUCGUCACACUUUCCUACAGUACGUCGACCACGGAUUCCUACAGCUGACAGAUACCUUCGUGUCUCGAGUCGUGACAGAUCUGGACAACAGUGCAGCUAACGAGAAACUGAAGUUCAGCGUAUUAAAGAGACUUCCCGAGCCCAUGGAAGCAAACAGAUUUUACCGUAUGUGGGAUCAUCCUGUCAGUUCAGCUUCCAUCUGUAGAGAUUAUGUCGGGAAUCUGCUGGGGAGACACAACAGAAACAAGGGUUUCGCGUUCACCGGCAGAGACAAAGUAGGCUUCAGAGCUGAAUUUUUGCCUCUGACACACCUGAUCAAAGUGCUCUCCAAUAAAGAUGAGCAAGCUGUGAACCCCUUCGAAGAACAGGAGAAGGUGGACGCCACAUUUGUGGAGGAGACGGCUCUGAAACAGACACUCAUUCUGCUGGGAUUUGAGAGAAAAUGA
This is a messenger RNA of Nerophis lumbriciformis (worm pipefish), 2595 nucleotides long. Lineage: Eukaryota; Metazoa; Chordata; Actinopteri; Syngnathiformes; Syngnathidae. The record is from RefSeq and is a predicted model, not a curated record.